Propithecus coquereli (Coquerel's sifaka) is the source of this 6348-nucleotide messenger RNA. RefSeq names its product myosin VIIB (gene MYO7B). Gene Ontology annotation, cellular component: cytoskeleton; myosin complex. The coding region runs from base 1 to 6348 and encodes 2115 amino acids. Lineage: Eukaryota; Metazoa; Chordata; Mammalia; Primates; Indriidae. Gene Ontology annotation, molecular function: cytoskeletal motor activity; protein binding; ATP binding. The record is from RefSeq and is a predicted model, not a curated record. The transcript has 46 exons.
AUGUCGGCGUUCCAGCUGGGUGACCACGUGUGGCUAGACCCUCCCUCUGCAAACAAGACUGGUGUGGCCAUCGGAGGCAUUAUCAAGGAAACGAAGCCGGGCAAGGUCUUGGUUGAGGACGAUGAGGGCAAGGAACACUGGAUCCAAGCAGAGGACCUUGGUGCCCUCAGCCCCAUGCACCCCAACUCAGCCCAGGGCGUGGAUGACAUGAUCUGCCUGGGGGACCUGAACGAGGCGGGCAUGGUGCACAACCUCCUGAUCCGCUACCGGCAGCACAAGAUCUACACGUACACAGGCUCCAUCCUGGUGGCUGUGAACCCAUUCCAGGUGCUGCCCCUCUACACCCUGGAGCAGGUGCAGCUCUACUACAACCACCACGUGGGCGAGCUGCCCCCGCACAUCUUCGCCAUCGCCAACAACUGCUACUUCGACAUGCGGAGGAACAAGAGGGACCAGAGCUGCGUCAUCAGCGGUGAGUCUGGGGCUGGCAAGACAGAGACCACCAAGCUCGUCCUGCAGUUCCUGGCCACCGUCAGCGGCCAGCAUUCGUGGAUCGAACAGCAGGUCCUGGAGGCCAACCCCAUCCUGGAGGCCUUCGGAAAUGCCAAGACAGUCCGCAACGACAACUCGAGCCGCUUCGGGAAGUACAUCGACAUCUACUUCAACCUCAGCGGGGUGAUCGAGGGCGCGCGCAUUGAGCAGUUUCUCCUGGAGAAGUCCCGCGUCUGCCGGCAGGCCCCAGAGGAGCGGAACUACCACAUCUUCUACUGCAUGCUCUUGGGGAUGCGUGCGGAGGACAAGGAGCUGCUGUGCUUGGGAACGCCCUCAGAGUACCGCUAUCUGACCAUGGGGAACUGCACCUCCUGCGAGGGGCUCAGCGACGCCAAGGACUACACCCACGUCUGCUCGGCCAUGAAGAUCCUCCAGUUCUCCGACUCUGAGAACUGGGACCUCAGCAAGCUGCUGGCCGCCAUUCUCCACCUGGGAAACGUGGAGUUUAUGGCUGUGGUCUUCGAGAACCUGGAUUCCUCAGACGUGAUGGAGACACCCGCCUUUCCAGCUGUGACGAAGUUACUGGAGGUGCAGCACCAGGCGCUCCGGGACUGCCUGAUCAAGCACACCAUCCUCAUCUGUGGGGAGUAUGUCACCAGGCCCCUGAACAUCGCCCAGGCUGCAGACCGGAGGGAUGCCUUUGCCAAGGGCAUCUAUGGACACCUGUUCCUGUGGAUCGUCAAGAAGAUCAACACUGCAAUCUUCACACCUCUUUCCCAGGACCCCAAAAAUGUGCGGAAGGCCAUCGGCCUCCUGGACAUAUUUGGCUUUGAAAAUUUCCAGAACAAUAGCUUUGAGCAACUGUGCAUCAACUUCGCCAACGAGCACCUGCAGCAGUUCUUCGUGCAGCACGUGUUCACCAUGGAGCAGGAGGAGUACCGCUCGGAGGGCAUUGCCUGGGACUACAUCCACUACACUGACAAUCGGCCCACCCUCGACCUGCUGGCCCUCCAGCCCGUGAGCAUCAUCUCCCUCCUGGACGAAGAGAGCCGCUUCCCACAGGGCACAGAUAUCACCAUGCUGCAAAAACUGAACCGUGUCCACGCCAACAACAAGGCCUUCCUGCAGCCCAAGAACAUCCACGAUGCCAGGUUCGGCAUCGCCCACUUUGCCGGCGAGGUGUACUACCAGGCAGAAGGCUUCCUGGAGAAGAACCGAGAUGUGCUGAGCACAGAUAUCCUCACCCUGGUUUACUCCUCCAAAAAUAAGUUCCUGAGGGAGAUAUUCAAUCUGGAGUUGGCAGAGACCAAGCUGGGCCACGGGACCAUCCGCCAGGCAAAGGCAGGGAGCCAGCUCUUCAAGUCUGCAGACUCAGCCAAGCAGCCCUCCACCUUGGCAGGCCAAUUCAAGCAGUCCCUGGACAAGCUGAUGAAAAUCCUGACCAACUGCCAGCCCUACUUCAUCCGCUGCAUCAAACCCAACGAGUACAAGAAGCCGCUGCUCUUCGACCGGGAGCUGUGCCUGCGGCAGCUGCGCUACUCAGGCAUGAUGGAGACCGUGAAGAUCCGCAAGUCGGGCUUCCCCGUCCGCUACUCGUUGGAGGACUUCUCGCACAGGUUCCGCGUGCUGCUGCCCAGCGCCGCGGGGAUGCAGCUGCGAGACAAGUUCCGCCAGAUGACCAUAGGCAUUGCUGACAUGUGGCUGGGCACAGACAGAGACUGGAAAGUGGGAAGGACCAAAAUUUUCCUGAAGGGUUACCAGGACACUCUGCUGGAGAUACAGAGGAGCCAGGCCCUGGACAGAGCAGCAGUCAGCAUCCAGAGAGUCCUACGGGGCUACAGACACAGGAAGGAGUUCCUGAGGCAGAGGCGGGCAGCCGUGACCCUCCAGGCCGGGUGGAGAGGCUACUGCAACAGGAGGAAUUUCAAGCUGAUCCUCGUGGGCUUUGAGCGCCUGCAGGCCAUCGCCCGGGGCCACCUGCUGGCGAGGCAGUACCAGGCCAUGCGGCAGAGGAUGGUCCAGCUGCAGGCCCUCUGCAGGGGCUACCUGGUGCGCCAGGAGGUCCAGGCCAAGAAGAGGGCGGUGCUGGUCAUUCAGGCCCAUGCCAGGGGCGUGGCUGCCCGGCAGAGCUUCCAGCGACGGAAAGCCAAUGCACUGCUGGUCACCCCAGCUGCAGAGAAGAAGAGCCAAAGCGCUCUGCCCGCCAAGAAGCGCAAGUCCAUCUACGACACCGUCACCGACACGGAGAUGGUGGAGGAAGUGUUCGGCUUCCUCCCUGCCAUGAUCGGGGGGCAGGAGGGCCAGGCCCCGCCAUGCUUCGAGGAUCUGGAAGCAAAGACCCGGAAGCUGCCUGAGGUUGACCUGGACACAGUCCCCAUGGUGGAGGAGCCCGAGGAGGAUGUGGAUGGCCUGGCCGAGUACACCUUCCCCAAGUUCGCUGCGACUUACUUCCAGAAAUCAGCCAGUCACACCCACAUCCGGCAGCCCCUCCGAUACCCGCUGCUCUACCAUGAGGACGACACUGACUGCUCGGCCGCCCUGGCUGUGUGGAACGUCAUCCUGAGGUUCAUGGGUGACCUCCCGGAGCCAGUGCUCUAUGCCAGGAGCAGCCAAGGCAGCUCGGUGAUGCAGCAGAUCUACGACACGCUGGGCAGGGCGAGUGGCGCCCAGAGUCUGCAGCAAGCAGGGUCUGCACAGGUGGCCAGCCAGCUGAACACCGGAGAGGAGGCAUCUGAGCCCAGUGGCCCUGUCACAGACCGCCCCAUGUCCAACCUGGAGAAGGUGCACUUCAUCGUGGGCUGCGCCAUCCUGCGGCCUGGCCUCAGGGAUGAGAUCUACUGCCAGAUCUGCAAGCAAGUCUCGGAGAACUUCAGACCGAGCAGCCUGGCCCGGGGCUGGAUCCUGCUCAGUCUCUGCCUGGGCUGCGUCCUGCCCUCCGAGAGGUUCAUGAAGUAUCUCCUGAACUUCAUUGGUCGGGGGCCGGCGGGUUAUGGGCCCUUCUGCGCUGAGCGCCUGAGACGCACCUACGCCAACGGGGUGCGUGCGGAGCCCCCCACCUGGCUGGAGCUGCAGGCUGUCAAGUCCAAGAAGCACAUCCCGAUCCAGGUCAUCAUGGUAACUGGGGAAAGCUUGACCGUCACCGUCGACUCGGCCUCCACAUCGAGGGAAAUCUGCCUGCACAUCGCCCGCAAGCAGGGCCUCAGUGACUACCUGGGCUUCUCCCUCCAGGUCGCCGUGUACGACAAGUUCUGGUCCCUGGGCAGCGGGCGCGACCACGUGAUGGAUGCCAUCGCCCAGUGUGAGCAGCUGGCCCAGGAGAGGGGCGAGAGCCAGCGCCAGUCCCCCUGGCGCAUCUACUUCCGGAAGGAAUUCUUCACCCCCUGGCAUGACUCCCAGGAGGACCCCGUCAGCACCAAGCUCAUCUACCACCAAGUGCUCCGCGGAGUCUGGUCCGGCGAGUACAGCUUCGAGAAGGAGGAAGGGCUGGUGGAGCUGCUGGCCCGGCACUGCUAUGUGCAGCUCGGCGCCUCAGUGGGGGACAAGGCUGUCCGGGAGCUGCUGCCCGGCUGCAUCCCCCCCAAGCUGUACAGGACCAAGCCCCCCGAGAAGUGGGCUAGCCUCGUCACUGCCGCCUAUGCCAAGGCCCCGUACACCCAGACGCAAGCCGCACCGCUGGCCGUGCAGGAGCAGGUGGUGGACACCGCCUACCUGCAGUGGCCACUGCUCUUCUCCCGGCUCUUUGAAGUCACCACGCUCUCCGGCCCCUGCCUGCCCAAGACCCAGCUCGUCUUGGCUGUUAACUGGAAGGGGCUGUACUUUCUGGACCAGCAGGAGAAGAUGCUGCUGGAACUCUCUUUCCCAGAGAUCAUGUGUCUGGCCACCAACAGGGAGGCCCAGGGCGGGCAGAGGCUGCUGCUGUCCACGCUGCACAAGGACUACGAGUUCCUGUCCCCCAGCAGCGUGGCCAUCGCCGAGCUCGUGGCCCUGUUCCUGGAGGGCCUGAAGGAGAGAUCCGUGUACGCCAUGGCCCUGCAGGACAGGAAGGCCACAGAUGAUCCCACUCUCCUGCCCUUCAAGACGGGGGACUUGUUGGUCCUGACAAAGAAGCAGGGACUUCUGACCUCUGAGAACUGGACCCUGGCUCAAAAUGACAGGACGGGCAAGACAGGGCUGGUGCCCACGGCCUGCCUCUACGCCAUCCCCACGUUGACCAAGCCCUCGGCGCAGCUGCUGAGCUGGCUGGCCGUGUCUCCAGAGAAGCGCAGGCUGGCAGCCCAGGAGGGGCAGCCUGCACGGCCCCCAGCUGCGGAGCAGCCCUGGGAGGAGCCGCACACCCUGGAGGAGUUCGCCUAUGAGUUCUUCAGGGCCCCAGACAAGGGGACGGUGAGCAGAGCCGUGCUGCCGCUGGCCCGCACCCGGGGCCACCUGUGGGCCUACUCCCCUGAGCCACUGCGGCAGCCGCUGCUCAAGCGCGUCCAUGCCAGCGCUGACCUGCGGGACAUUGCCUGCCGGAUCUUUGUGGCCAUCCUCAGGUACAUGGGUGACUACCCCUCCCGGCAGGCCUGGCCCACCCUGGAACUCACCGACCAGAUCUUCUCAUUGGCCCUGCAGGACUCGUCCCUCCAGGACGAGGUCUACUGCCAGAUCCUGAAGCAGCUGACCCACAACUCCAACAGGCGCAGCGAGGACCGGGGCUGGCAGCUGCUGUGGCUCUGCACGGGCCUCUUCCCGCCCAGCAAGGCGCUGCUGCCCCAUGCCCAGAAGUUCAUAGACACCCGGAGGGGGAAGCUGCUGGCCCCUGACUGCAGCCGCCAUGUCCAGAGGGUCCUGAGGAUGGGGCCCCGGAAGCAGCCCCCUCACCAGGUGGAGGUGGAGGCCGCUGAGCAGAAUGUCUCCCGCAUCUGCCACAGGGUCUACCUCCCCAACAGCACCAGCGAGAUGCUGGAGGUGGGCAGCAGCACGCGGGUGCGGGAUGUGUGUGACAGCAUCGCCACCAGGCUGCAGCUGGCCUCCUGGGAGGGCUGCAGCCUCUUCAUCAAGAUCGCAGACAAGGUCAUCAGCCAGAAGGAGGGAGACUUCUUCUUCGACUCCUUGAGGCAGGUGUCUGACUGGGUGAAGAAGAACAAGCCCCAGAAAGAAGGGGCCCCUGUGACACUCCCCUACCAGCUGUACUUCAUGAGGAAACUGUGGCUCAAUGUGGUACCGGGGAAAGACGUGAACGCAGACACCAUACUUCAUUACCACCAGGAGCUGCCCAAGUACCUGCGUGGGUUCCACAAGUGCUCGCGAGAGGAUGCCAUCCACCUGGCCGGCCUCAUCUACAAGGCCCAGUUUGACAAUCACUGGUCCCAGCUGGCCAGUGUCCCCAAGAUCCUGAGGGAACUGGUGCCUGAGAAUCUCACGCGCCUGAUGUCCUCGGAGGAAUGGAAAAAGAGCAUCCUUCUGGCCUACGACAAGCACAGGGACAAGACGGUGGAGGAGGCCAAGGUGGCCUUCCUGACGUGGAUCUGCCGGUGGCCCACCUUCGGGUCCGCCUUCUUCGAGGUGAAGCAAACCUCAGAGCCCUCCCACCCGGACAUCAUCCUCAUCGCCAUCAACCGACACGGGGUCCUGCUCAUCCAUCCCAAGACCAAGGACCUGCUCGCCACCCACCCCUUCACCAAGAUCUCCAGCUGGAGCAGCGGCAGCACCUACUUCCACAUGGUGCUCGGGAGCCUGGGCCGCGGUAGCCGCCUGCUGUGUGAGACCUCCCUGGGCUACAAGAUGGAUGACCUGCUGACCUCGUACGUGCAGCAGCUCCUGAGCACCAUGGACAAGCCGCGGGGUCCCCGGGCCCCAGCCCUGGCCAGCCCCUAG